AAGAUAACAAACACAACAUUGUGCAGUUCAAUUAAUAUUCGUAUAAAUACGUGGGCUCGAGGUGCACAAAUAACCAGAGCAGCGAAAUCAUGCAGUGCAAUUGGAGGCAGAACUGGAUGCUAUGGCUGACAGCGUUGCUGCUGUUGUUGCUGUUGCAACUCGACGAAUCCGUGGCAGCGGCAAAGAGUCAAAAACGCCGCAGACACAAGGCACACCAUGUGAAGUUGGAGCGACAUGAUCACGAACACCACGAGAAAUCGCUGUCGAAUCUGCAGUUUGAAAUGUUGGCACUACGCACAAAACUAAAACUGAAAUCAAACGAGACCGUUUCCCAAAGCCAAUCGACGACGUCAGUGAAUGGAGUGAGCACCCCUCGAGUGCCGCUGGGCAAUGCGUAUAAUACGGAAUACUUUGGCACGAUACAGAUUGGCAGUCAACAGACAUUCAAGGUGCUCUUCGACACGGCCUCAUCGAAUCUGUGGGUGCCAUCGGUAAAAUGUCCGACAAACAAUUGCACCAACAUGGAGCGCUACAACUCGAGUUUGUCGAGCAGCUAUCAGGCAAAUGGCACCGCCUUUGAGAUACAAUAUGCAUCGCAUAACAAUCAGCCAACGAUACUCGAGGGAUUCCUCUCCACGGACACAGUGACAAUCGCUGGCCUCGCCAUUAAGGGGCAAACAUUUGCCGAGAUUACCUCACUGCCAUCGGGUGUGUUUAGUCGUGCCAACUUCGAUGGCAUCUUUGGUCUGGGCUUCCAGGAAAUCUCCAUCGAUGAUGUGACGCCGCCGAUGUACAAACUGGUUGAACAGGAUUUGAUCACACAGCCAACAUUCUCAAUAUAUUUGAAUCGCAAUAAUACGGGCACAAUCGAUCCCAGUGGCGGCAAACUCUUGCUGGGUCCAAGUGAUCCCACAUUGUACAGUGGCUGUCUCACUUAUGUGCCACUCUCUGUGGUCGGUUAUUGGCAAUUCACUACCGGCAGCAUUCAGCUAGGCGAAAGCAGCAACAACAAGCUUUGCAGCAAUUGCGAGACGAUUCUCGAUGUGGGCACCUCAUUGAUUGUGGCCCCGUUGCCAGCGUUGAAGCGAAUCAAUGCUUUGCUCGGCAUCACCGAGGCGGAUAAACGUGAUGGUGUCUAUACCAUUGACUGCACUCGGAUUCCCAGCUUGCCCAGUCUAACACUCAACAUUGGACGCCACGAUUUCACCCUGAAGGCAUCCGACUAUGUGGUCCAAUACAAGAGCACCUGUGUCUCUGGUUUCACCAGCCUCGAUGAUGGCAGCACCGAGUUGUCUGACGAUCGUGGCACCGACUACAGCACACUUUGGGUAUUGGGCGAUGUUUUCAUGGGUCCCUUUUACCUGGAGUUCGAUUUGGGUUACAAACGCAUUGGCAUUGCGCCCAAGAUAUAAAAAAGAUAUUAUCGAUCCAUUGCAUAGCACAAUUCUCCAAUAGCUAAUUUACCUUCUUUCUUUACACAAAAAUGUCAAUAAUAAAUAAAAUACAAAAUAUCUAAAUACCAAA
Messenger RNA from Drosophila nasuta, 1524 nucleotides. RefSeq names its product lysosomal aspartic protease. The record is from RefSeq and is a predicted model, not a curated record. Gene Ontology annotation, molecular function: aspartic-type endopeptidase activity. The transcript has a single exon. NCBI's taxonomy places the organism in Eukaryota, Metazoa, Arthropoda, Insecta, Diptera, Drosophilidae. Gene Ontology annotation, cellular component: lysosome. The coding region runs from base 90 to 1412 and encodes 440 amino acids. Gene Ontology annotation, biological process: proteolysis; cell death.